GAAGGAGCGAGGAGGCGGGGGCAGGGCUUAAAGGCUGUAGGGAGAAAGACUUGUUUGGCUACAUGAAAAACUAUUAAAUAACUUUGUUGAGUCACUUGGCUCGACUGGACCCCGAGUUCAAAAAGGGUCCUGGUCUGGAAGGAGGCCAGUGGCGCGCCGGUGUUCAUCCAAAGUGCGCACCGUGAUGGAUUAGUGCGCACGGGGACUGUUCCCAAACAGAUGUCCAUGAGGUGACAGCAGCUCGUAACCACAGCACAACAAACCAUGGCGAGCGGGAACGAGACAGUUGUUUACUUCUCCGAGCAGGUGGUCGUGCUGUGCUCGUGCGCGCUCUCCUUCCUGGGCUCGUCGCUGAUCAUCCUCACCUACGUCCUGUGGGCAGAUUUACGCACCACCCCCCGCAGGCUGCUGGUCUUCCUCUCCGUGUCGGACUGGCUCUCCGCCGUCUCCUACGCCGUCGGAGUGUGGAGCGUUUUCCGCAGCGACUCGCUGGAGUGCGUCGUGCAAGGAGCCGUGUCCACCUUCGCCAACACCAGCUCCUUCUUCUGGACCGUGGCCAUCGCCGUCUACCUGUACGUGUUCAUCGUCCGGUCCAGUCAGAGGGUCGCGGACAGCCUGGUGCUCAUCUUCCACCUGGUCAGCUGGGGCGUUCCUCUGAUCAUCACCGUUGCAGCCGUGAGCCUGAGCAAGAUAGGCUAUGACGCGUCCGAGGUGUCGGUGGGCUGGUGCUGGGUCAGCAUCCACGCCCCGGACCGGGUCCUCUGGAUGCUGCUGACCGGAAAGAUCUGGGAGUUCCUGGCCUACCUCACCCUCCCUGUGCUCUACAUCCUGAUCAAGAGGCACAUCCACAUGGCGCACACUGCCCUGUCAGAGUACCGUCCCAUACUGGCCACCAGGGUUCCAUCCUUCUCCUCCAUGGCUGACACGAAGCUGACGCUCAUCCCUGUCAUCUUCAUCGUGCUGCGGAUUUGGAGCACCGUGCGCUUCAUACUGCUGCUGGCGGACUCUCCAGUCAGGCAGCACCCAGUGCUGGUCACUCUUCAUGGUAUCGGCAACACGUCGCAGGGAGCAGCCAACUGCAUCAUGUUCGUGUUGUUUACUCGACCAAUCCGCACACGCCUGUGCUCUGCGCUCUGCUGCUGCUCCUCCUCCAGGUGUCGAGCGGGGUCCAAGCGCUCCCAGGAGCCCUCUCACACGCUGCUGCCGGACCAGGAGGCCUCCACACAGAGAAGGGAGGACGACACCAGCAAAGCCGGGAGUCAAAGAUGAUACUUGAUUCUGUGGAGGAGAGGACGGACACAGUUUGACACAAAGGAAGUGACGGGUGGCCUCGUCCUCGCUUCACACUGAAACUCAUUAGAAGCAGGAGCCUGCAGGGCGGGUGGGGGAUUCUGCAGGUGCACGCACACGUGUGUCACAUGGCUGCACUCUGGGUGAUUAGGCUGAGGCUGAUGUGAUGACUCUGCACCUGCACCAGCAUUUUUGUGUUCAUCAUCCAGAUGCUUUAUGUACUGUUGUUUCACAGCUUUUAUUUGUUUAUUUUAUUUCUUUUUGCAUAUUUUGAAAAAUGGUUCACAUCUUGCACACAUCACUGAGGAUUCAGCUAUUGUGUUUAUGGAGGAAAUUACAUUUUGGAGGUAAUGAAAGACUUUAAACCAAAGCAUUAUCAGUAAAUGUGAUUAAAAUACUGUAAAUAUGUUUAAGAUUUGUAUUGUCACUGAUUGAAUUUGUAUGUUAUGUGCGCUCAGUCAUGAGUAGUUCUAAAUGCACUGCUUCUGGAGCUUCAAAGGUCUUGCGACAACGCAACAUGAAACACUCAUCUUUUCUACAAAGAUAUUAAAAAUAUGAUGUUAAAGUUUGAUGGAUAAUCACUUUUGCUACUUUUUUGUAACUUUAUUUUUCGAAUAAGUUUUCCAAUAUAUAUCUAACUUGACUUUGGGUGUGAUCAAAAGUACUUUUAUGUGUGAAACACGCUUACAUCUGACAAUCAAGAAAUAUAUGGGUAUGAUAUGAGCACCCUUUUCGGUCAAUUGUAUCAAAUAUAUAAACCAGAGUUGCAUUAUAUUAUAUGAAACUCCUUUCUCUUAGAUUCUAAUUUCAGGUAAUCAUUUUCUUGAUAUCUUAUUUUUAUUUUAUUUUUUUUCUCCAUUUUUUAUAUAUAUAUAUAUUCUUGCUUAACCAGGUAGUUGCAAAAUUUUUCAGGCAACGUCACUGCUGUCAUCGUGACUCUGAUGUCUGAACUAUCAUCACAUGUCAUCCUUCCUCAUCGAAACCCGAGGCUUUCUCAUGAGCCUCACUUCUCCUUUGACCCCUGCGGUCACCAGCUCCAGUUUGCCAGACUUAGCUACAGGCUGAAUGCAUACCAGCGAGGAGCGCGUGAACUCCCUGAACCCCCGGGGGGCUCACAGGGCUGCUGUACAACACACAUCUUACACACAGGGCCACUGCCUAUAGCGCCUCCAGCUUGGUGGAAUGCUGUCUCUGUUGUUUACUGAGCUGUUUCUGAGAGAUUAAGCUGCAUUCAAAUAUGUUUCAUUAAAGUUUGUUGACAAAGCUGAGGAGGGAAAAAACGUCUCAGUGUUGACAGUCAAUUCUCUCCCCCUCAAGUGAACAUUGUUUGUUUGGCGCUCGGAGGGCAAAUGCUUCCUGUGUCACGUGUGUUGAGUCACGUCGCUAAGUCUUGAGUGAGGAGCUGGUGACAUCACAAGAAACUCAUGUUUUUGUUUUAAGGCCAAUCUCGAGCUGUGGUUCGAGGAAAUAAAAAGGGGGCAAAUAAUGCAUCA
Messenger RNA from Pleuronectes platessa (European plaice), 2783 nucleotides. It is a transcript of the gene gpr157, whose product is annotated as G protein-coupled receptor 157. The transcript has 4 exons. Gene Ontology annotation, cellular component: plasma membrane. Gene Ontology annotation, biological process: adenylate cyclase-activating G protein-coupled receptor signaling pathway; cell surface receptor signaling pathway. NCBI's taxonomy places the organism in Eukaryota, Metazoa, Chordata, Actinopteri, Pleuronectiformes, Pleuronectidae. Gene Ontology annotation, molecular function: G protein-coupled receptor activity; cAMP binding. The coding region runs from base 265 to 1269 and encodes 334 amino acids. The record is from RefSeq and is a predicted model, not a curated record.